CUACCCUCUUCCUUUAAUACACUAUUCCAGUUCAGAGGUCAAAGAGAGGACAAGAUGGCCGCCUCCUGUAGUGUUUUUCGAUUCGUGUCCACUUUUCGCCUUCCUGUGGUCUAUCACGCCUUCAGAACAUGUUCAUCGAGUAGCAGAGCAUCAAAGACAAUCACAGAACCAAGUGGUGAAGACAUGGACCAGACUAAACUUUCCCGUGACGUCAGACGGUUACUGAGGUCCGUACCGUUUCCAGUUGUGGUGGUGACAACAGCCAAGUACACAUCCACUCCCUCAUCAGACGAUGGCUACCUGAGGGGAGUGACCUGUAGUUCGUUCACCAGUGUGUCGCUACAGCCUCCCAUUGUUUCUUUCUGUAUGAACAAGCCGAGCCGUAUGCACAGUUUACUGAUGGAAACCCAGCAUUGCGCUGUCCACAUACUGUCAAAGGACCAGAUUCACUAUAGUGUUCACUUUGCCACGCCAGUAGCAGAUGGACAAGACCAGUUCCAGUCCGUCUCUCAUACUCUAGGAUACAAGGGUGUACCCCUCAUCACAGGUGCAGCAGCCGUCCUACAGUGUCGAGCGCACCAAGUUCACGACAUCGGGGAUCAUCAUGUGUGGUAUGGAGAGGUCUUAGAGACCAGCACAGAGGAAACACUGAAAGAGCCUUUGCUGUACUUUGCCAGAUCCUACAGAUCAAUUGGUGACGAGGCCUUUAUGAAUGCAUUUGAAGAUGCCACUCUGCUGUUUGAAGAUUGGACACAUGAGGCUCAUCUAAGAAUGGCCUGGAACUAUAUAAGACUAUAUGGGAGAGAGAAUGCAGUCCCAAAGAUACAAAGGGGAAUAAAGAAAUUCAACGAGCAAAACAGAGACAAGGUAGAAAGAGGAUACCACGAAACAGUCACCCUGUUUUACAUCCAUGCAGUGUCAGAGGCCAUUCAAAAGACGGACUGUCCAGAUUUGACGUUUGAAGAGUUCCUGGCUCAGAACCCACAUCUCAUGGACCGACAGCUCCCUCUAUACUACUACUCACCAGACAGACUCAACUCCCAGGAUGCCAGAGUCAGAUUUGUGCCACCUGAUAGACAACAGUUGCCAUCAACAAGCGAGUAGUUAACGUGGGGCCUGAAUAUAAGGACUGUGAAGACUGUUGCAAAA
Molecule: messenger RNA, 1149 nt
Organism: Branchiostoma floridae (Florida lancelet)
Lineage: Eukaryota; Metazoa; Chordata; Leptocardii; Amphioxiformes; Branchiostomatidae
Exons: 13
Coding region: 55-1104 (349 amino acids)
Molecular function (GO): riboflavin reductase (NADPH) activity; FMN binding
Source: RefSeq, a predicted model, not a curated record